Neurospora hispaniola is the source of this 2475-nucleotide messenger RNA. RefSeq lists its product as uncharacterized. Lineage: Eukaryota; Fungi; Ascomycota; Sordariomycetes; Sordariales; Sordariaceae. Bases 1 to 2475 code for a protein of 824 amino acids. The transcript has a single exon. The record is from RefSeq and is a predicted model, not a curated record.
AUGUCCGACAAUGGGGAUUUGGCCGAUUCGGCUUACGAGAUGAUUGGUAACCACUCUGAAUUCAGCAGCCAAGACAGUCCCUUGAGUAGUCCUGAUGACGCUUUGUCUGAGAGCAUCAGCUCUCUGCCUCCACACCCUUCCGACGAUGUUCGCAGUUUAGAUGGUUCGGAGGACCGAUUCACGACCGAGUCAGAUGAAGAACGAGAGGAGGAAGACGAACCAACGGACACGGACGGUGCCGAGGAAUUGAGUUCCUCUCGUGCUUCCUCCAUCAAAUACACGGAUCAAGCGCUACAGUCUCCAUCGACAAGUGUUCCGGCAAACCCCUUGCAUUAUGGCUCGGUGGCGUCCAUUCCAGAUACGUCAAAGUCUAUCGAGUUUCAGGAAGCAGCCAGCGACGCCGUUGACAGUUCACCCGUAUUCGUUCGGCAUGCGAUCAAGGAGUACACGGAUGACGAGGCCAAGGCGCUGAGCAAGUCUCUGGACACUCACGAGCCACCCCGGUCUUUGUCGGUCUCACUGCGCCAGACAAUGUCCCAGGCCUGCCUCUCCACCGAGGAGCCUUUGCGAGUUCUAUACACAGGUUCGGCAGCAGCGCAGAGAGAUAUCUUACUGAAAGUUUCAUCCGCUAUCUGGGUCUCACCAAAGGACGGCCAUAAAGAGGACGGCCAAUUCAUGAGGCACCGGGAAGGGGUUUACAACAUUGUGCCGAUCUCCUCGUUUGGAUCUGCUCCAGAACUGGACCUUAUGGAAGCUUCAAGCUACCAAAUCAAAGUUGAGCAUUGCACCUCAGCUACUGCAACACCACUGAGAGAUGGACCCGAACAUGGGCCCUCUACGGUUUAUUCAAUUACCAUUGAGCAUGAGCGGACCUACGCUUCUUGCCCCUCGCGCUUCGGCCCAGCUGUCCUUGACCCUCAGUGGGAUGUCCCUCACCUUGCCAUUUUCUACUGCUCAGAAAACGAGGAUGAGGAAGAUCAGAAGACCAGAGAGGCCGCGUGGGGAUUCACCAAACGUCAUGGGAUUCCAUCCAUCUUCAUCUCCGAGCACCUGCGCAUCGACAAACAGGCUGUUGCUUACUGGAGCAAGUAUCUCGAUAAGCAUGCGAUCCACAUCUCCCUCGAGUCCAGCGACCCCACAAAGACGAUGGUUCCCCGACUACUACCUGUCGAUCUGGAAUCUUUCGGGAACAUCAAUGCUUGGCAGAUGAACCGUAACAUUGCCUAUCUGACGGGUCUGUCCGAUACGAAAGGGCCCGGAAAGCAGCACGAGUCAGCUACGAAAGCUACAAAGUGGUGGCAGAGCUUGACGCCCUCGAGAAUGUCCCGGGACCAAGUCAUCGAGGUAAUCGGAUGGAAGAGAUGGCUCUUUACCUUGUUUCUCCCGCUAUUUGGGGCACUUUUGGCCCAGCUCUUCUCGGCAUACUCGGGACUUCUUCCAGCGCAACACCUUCAGUCAUCGCGGGCGUCACAAGCUCCGGCGGUCAUCGAGACGACUUCGGUACUCCCCUCUACUGUAUCUGUUAAGAUUACGCAUACCUCAACGGCGACAGUCGUGGUCAAUAUUACAUCCACCAAGACGAUCCAGGCCACUCCUUCCACAAAGCCAUCAGCUAGUAGCUUGGCCUCUGCCCUAUCCUACGCUGGUCUGCUCUUGGAUCGGCCCUCCAAUACCCCGGUUGAUUCCCAACCACAGAAAACGGUUUGCUCUGUGCGGGUGAACAGUCCGAAUGAACUGCUGGUCGUGAUACCCUCCAGCAGCAAGGCAAUGUGGCUGGCAAAAGGCGCAAUCGACAUCGAUGUAUAUCAGGGGGAGGAGCGACUCAAGACGAAGCUUUCGUCUGUGGAUGAAGGUAUCUUGGUCGAAUUGCCGGUCAAGCAGGCUCAAGGGCGCUUCAAUGUUUCCGUGAUCAGCAACCGCAGACCGAAGAUGAACGAGACCUUUGAAGUUGACUUUGGCAAGGAUCUCAUUAUCGAAGCGUUUGAGGCGAGCAGGCUGCUGCUGCAGGACUUUACCAGUGUUCUUUCGGCUGCAAAAAAGGAGGCGAUGCACAUUGGAUCGUCUCGGGUUGCCGAAACGCGCAAUGCUGCCAAGAACACUUACAAAGAGAUGGCUAAGAAGGUCAGGGAUACCGUUUCAACAGGAGAUAUUGCUACAUUUUGGAAGAAAAUGGAUCAGGGAGUUCACCAACUCGAAGUGUCCGUUGUCAAGGCGCAAAUCAAUUCCAAGCUAGUAUGGCUCAAGUUGCGGGGAACGCGCGAGGAGUACAACGACUACCUCGCCAAUGCAACUCGUUUUCUUCAGGAAUUUGAGGCGACACCCCAAGAGAAGAAGGAGGAGUCACACGAAGAAGCCGGAUCAGAUGGACUGUAUGGAUUUCUGGGAAGACUUCGCGCGGGGCUGAAGGACAAGAAGGAUCAGAGCCCCCAAGGACGGAACAAGGGCGCGGACAUGCUGUGGAGGCUUAUGGCAUGA